AUGUCUCCGUCAAUGGACAAGAGCGAGAUUCAAUACAUCGAUGAGAAGGCGGAAUCGAUCGAGUCGCCGAAACCACAUCAGAUCAUCAAGAUCGACAACUUCCAAGUGCUAGGUUUGGCACCUGAGGAUGCGGACUUCUACAUCAACUACUCGGAUGAGCAGAGGAAGAGAGUAAUCCACAAGGUGGACAUCCGCUUGGUCCCAAUGCUUGCGAUCCUUUAUCUCAUAUCUCAUAUCGAUCGAGCGAACAUCGGAAACGCAAAGAUCGAAGGCAUGGUCACUGACCUCGGUCUCGAUGGGGUGCAAUGGAACAUCGUUCUAUCGGUGUUCUUCGUGCCAUACAUCCUUCUUGAAGUUCCCUCGAAUAUUCUUUUGAAGAAGUUCAAACGUCCAUCCUACUACCUUGGCAUACUUAUCGUAUGUUGGGGCAUUGUUAUGACUUCGAUGGGCGUGGUGAAGAACUUUGCUGGGUUGCUAGCUACUCGUAUCCUUCUCGGCGUGUUCGAGGCUGGAUUCUUUCCGGGCGCAAUCUAUCUUUGCUCUUACUGGUACAUGCCAAAGGAUCUCGCGACGAGAAUCUCGUACUUCUAUUGUGCAUCGGCACUAUCUGGAGCAUUCAGUGGUCUGCUUGCCGCAGCCAUCGCCAAGAUGGAUGGCGUCGGAGGAUACGAAGGUUGGAGAUGGAUCUUUCUUUUGGAAGGCAUCGUUACUGUUGCACUCGGUGUCUCGUGCUUCUUCCUCUUGAUCGACUCCCCUGCCUUGAGCGGACGAUGGUUAAAGCCUGACGAGAUUCGCUUCCUCGAGCUCCAACGAUUCAUCAAGGACGGUGGAAGGUUUGGAGAGGAAAAGCAAGAGAGUUUCAAGUGGAGCGAUUUGAAGGCCGUGUUAUGCAACUGGCGCCUAUACAUGCAAGCAUACAUCCUGCUCUGCAUAUCGGCGUGUUCAUACGGAACGAAGUUUACCUUGCCCACCAUCACGAAGAGUAUGGGAUUCGACAACACCAAUGCUCAACUCAUGACGGUGCCGCCGUACGUGGCCGGCGCUUUGAGUUCGAUUUUCUUUGCUAAGCUCUCUGAUCGGUUUUACUGGCGUUUGCCGUUCGUCGCUAUUCCCCUUUCCUUCAUCUUUAUCGGGUACGCUGUGGUCAUUUCAUUCGAUGGCGACCUCGGUGGCAACAUCGGUCCGGCUUUCUUUGCCAUCAUCUUGACCUGCAUGGGUAUCUACCCCAUUCAACCGGCCGGAAGCAGUUGGGCAGCCAACAACCUUGCCCCUUCUUCUCGCCGUGCCAUUGGCGUUGCCUUCAACAUCUGCGUUGGCAACAUCGGAGGCGUCAUUGGCAGCUAUAUGUACCUCGAGAGCGAGAAGCCAAAGUACUACACUGGUUUUGGGCUGUCGUUGGCAUUCGGCGCGACUGGUUUCAUUGUUGCGUUCCUGUUGGAGUUGUCGUACAAAUGGGGCAACACGAAGAAGGCAAGGCUCAGCGAGGAUGAGAUUCGGGCAAAGUAUUCAGACCAAGAGCUACUGGACAUGGGUGACAAGUCUCCGUUGUUCCGAUACACUUUGUAA
Alternaria postmessia is the source of this 1566-nucleotide messenger RNA. RefSeq lists its product as uncharacterized. Gene Ontology annotation, cellular component: membrane. Gene Ontology annotation, biological process: transmembrane transport. The record is from RefSeq and is a predicted model, not a curated record. Gene Ontology annotation, molecular function: transmembrane transporter activity. The coding region runs from base 1 to 1566 and encodes 521 amino acids. NCBI's taxonomy places the organism in Eukaryota, Fungi, Ascomycota, Dothideomycetes, Pleosporales, Pleosporaceae. The transcript is spliced from 5 exons.